Syngnathus acus (greater pipefish) is the source of this 2489-nucleotide messenger RNA. RefSeq names its product leucine rich repeat containing 29 (gene fbxl9). Lineage: Eukaryota; Metazoa; Chordata; Actinopteri; Syngnathiformes; Syngnathidae. Bases 291 to 2252 code for a protein of 653 amino acids. Gene Ontology annotation, molecular function: protein binding. The transcript has 12 exons. Gene Ontology annotation, biological process: SCF-dependent proteasomal ubiquitin-dependent protein catabolic process. The record is from RefSeq and is a predicted model, not a curated record. Gene Ontology annotation, cellular component: SCF ubiquitin ligase complex.
CCCUGUGACGUCACAGCAGACACUCAUUUUAUCCUCCUGACUGACGAAAUGUUGUGCUUGCGGUAAAUACGCGGAACAGCCAGUAGCUUCUUCUUCUAACCUGGCAUUUGACAGUUUGCUAUUGCCACGAAUUCAGUCAUGCCAUUAAAUGGUGUAAAGUCGACUUUGUUUCCGUGCAAGCCUAGCUGCAUCGUUGAAGCUAGUUAGCUUGCUUAGGUUAGCUCCGCCGUGAUGCGUUUAAAGGUCCUCCGUCCUGUCUGCUUAACAUCCGACUGAGAGCAAAUUGCGAGAUGGAAGGCUGGGAUGAGGAGGACUCGCUGGAAGCACCUGAGUUGCCUCUGGAGAUUGUAGUCUACAUCCUGACCUUCCUGCAAACUCCAGACAGAAAGGAAGCAUCACUAGUUUCCCGUAGCUGGUACAUUGCCAGCCAGGACUUGUGUUUUCAAAGGAAUGUCACAUUUUGCUUUCCAGCUUCAACCUCAUCCCUGGAGCUGGUCAGGAGUCUUGGACAACGGUCACGCUGCAGCCUGAUCAUCAAACAGCUCGAUGGGUUCAGCUUGUCCAGGUCAUUGCUGCAGGAGGUGGGCACAAGUGUUGGCUCCAAGUUGGAAAGUUUAGCACUACCUGGCAGCAGUGUCACUGAGGCCUCCUUGUUGGCUCUCCUCCCUCGUCUCACUUCACUCCGCAGGCUUGACCUAAGAGGCCUGGACAGCCUUUUCAUGUCCGGAGCGUUCCUCUCCAGGAAGGAACACAGACAGCAGAUUAAGUCGGCCCUGUGCGGCCUUGAGGAACUGGACCUGUCCGACCUGCGCUACCUCUCCGACCUCACCUUCAAUCGCCUGACGGGCUGCACACCUCGCCUCCGUCGCCUCUCGCUGGCUGGCUGCCACAUCGCUUUUGAGUUUGACCCCUACAGUGGCUGCCCGGUGGGAACUGUUGAGGUUUCCUCCGCACUCCUCUCACUCAGGAACCUGCGCAAGUUGCUAACGGAGCAGAGCGCCACCCUUGUUGCUCUGGACCUCAGCAGAACCUCGGUCACCCCUGAGUCCCUUCGCACUAUUGCCCAGGUUGAAGGUUUGACUUUGGAGGAGCUGUGUCUGCAAAGUUGCAAAGAGCUGACGGACUACUCGGUGGAGGUUCUGGUAAAGCACCAGCCGGGCCUCCAGAAAGUGGACAUCAGCUGCUGCACCGAGCUGACCAGCAGGGCCGUGGUGGCCGUAGCACGAGGCCUGAGCUCCCUUACACAGCUCUCUCUGUCACGCGACUGGAAGAUCACUGAGACAGGCUUGGCCGACCUGGUGUCCAUCCCAUCACUGCGGAAUCUGGAUCUAUCCGAGUGUCUCCACGUCGGCGGUGCGGAGAUGGUGAAAGGCUUGUCACGAUGCCUCUCUGAGCGAGCGCAACUGGAGAAGCUCAACCUUCGGAGCUGCACUUACAUGCGGGAUGAGGCUGUUUUCACCCUCACGCAGCUUCUAGGCAGCACGCUACGUGAACUGGACUUGACCUCGUGCGUCAAUGUGACCGACCUGUCGGUGCGCGCCAUUGCCACCUACCUGCAGGGCCUGCUGGUGCUGCGUCUGGGCUGGUGUAAAGAGGUGACAGACUGGGGUCUGCUAGGGAUGGUGGAGACGAGCGCCUGUGAGCUAGACGAGGAGAAGGAGGACAAGGGCCCCAGGUUCACACGCACCUUCGGCAAUAUGGGCUUUUUCAAGCCUCCGCGUUUGCCCUUCGAGGAGCGACCCAAGUUGGUAACGCCCGAUGACCUGAAGCAUUUCAAACAGCAAGCGGGAGUGUCACUGUUGGCGCUCAGCAGGCUGCGGGAGCUCAAUUUGUCCGCCUGCUGCAAACUCACUGACAGCAGCAUCACACAGGUUGUGCGCUUCACAGAACUCCAACAUCUCUCUCUGUCCUCGAUGACUGACAUUACGGACGCCAGCUUGUCAGCUGUGGCCCGACACUGCCGCGCCCUCACCAGCCUGGAGCUCAGCCGUUGUGCGCACAUAAGCGACCGCGGCGUGGAGCAGGCGGUGCCGCACCUCCACAGGUUGCAACAUCUCUACCUCUCCGGUUGCAAUAACAUCACAGAUAAGUCUCUGUUCCUGCUGGCUCAGCACUGUAAGCGACUUAAAACACUGGACGUGUCAAAGUGCAACAAGAUCUCAGGAACAAUGGUGGACCACCUUCUAUCACAGCUGCACUUUUUGGAAAAUAUCUAUUACAAACUACCUUAUGGGACCGACUUUUCACUCUGAUUGAAAUGUUCUGGAUGACUUUUCGUCAAACAAAUCUGCUGACCAAAACUGUUAAGAAGUAUUGAGGUUUAAUCUGGUAUAAAUCACUAUCUAUGGAACGUCCUGUUCUAAUUAGUCAGUCACUUUUGUUGGUGUUGAUCAUCAACAGUGUUGAAUUGUGUUGGUGAACUCUUAAAUGCACCAGAACUGACUCUUAUAUAAAAUGUUUUUAUAAAUAAAACACUGUCACAAAAAUUA